GCCGCGGACCAUGGAGGAGGUCCGUUUCUCCAGCUCUUUGUGGUGGAAGUCGCGGCAGAAAGGUCUCGAGUAGAGCCGGCGGCGGAAUAGCAGCGCCUCAGGAGCCAGAGCCAUGUUCGGGGGGCUGUCCAGGGUCUUCGAGGAUGAUCCCUUCUUUCGGGAUCCAUUUGCUGCACACAGUGAACAUGUACGUCGUUUCUUUUCUGAACCUUUUGGGCGAGAGCUAUUUCCUGCUAUUAAGCAUAGUGGCGAAGGAAAUACAGUUCAUAGAGGACGUCAUGAUUCUCAAAUUGCUGUGACAGACAAUCACAAGGCAAUGAGCCGUUCCCUUAUGCCUUUUGGCCAUUUUGGUGGCAUGGCAGCGAGUUUUCCGCUUGUGCCUUUUGGCAGUUUUGGUGGCACGGCCAUGAGUUUCCCCCAUAUUCCUUUUGGCUGUUUUGGCGGCAUGCAGGCCAUGGAUCCUUUCUCUGCAAUGGACAGAAUGAUGUCAAAUAUGAGGAACAGUAUGAUGGAAUUACAAAGAAAUUUUGAUAAAAUGGCACUUGAUCCAAAUGCACAUGCAUUCAGUUCUUCUUCAGUGAUGACCUACACCAAGAGGGGUGAUGAACCACCAAAGGUUUUCCAGGCUUCUGCUCAGACACGUGUAGCUCCAGGAGGAAUCAAAGAAACAAGAAAAGCACUUAAAGAUUCUGAAAGUGGACUGGAAAAAAUGGCUGUUGGUCAUCACAUUCAGGAUCGGGCUCAUGUCAUUGAAAAAUCAAAGAACAACAGAACUGGUAAUGAAGAACUGAAUCAGGAAUUUGUCAAUUUGGAUGAAGCUGAAGCUCAUGCAUUUGAUGAAGAAUGGCAGAAGGAGGUUCUUAAAUUCAAGCCCUCUGGACGAAGAUAUAACAUAGAGGCCCCAAGACAAAGGAAUAUCUCUCAAGUUGGCAAGGAAGAUGGAACAAGGAGGGAGAAGACCUACCCAAAAACAGCCAUAGAGGGACCUAGGAGACCUAAAUCUUCUGUGGAAAAGCUCAGUGUCAAGGGAUCACAUGUUCCUCUCAAAGCCAGCAAAAAAUAAAUGGCUCUGGUGCUUUCAGAUUAAUCUGGCUGUUUGGGAGGGAGGGAGGAGACAGUAAUUCUGGGUUAAUAAACAAGACCAAGCUCUCUGUUCUUAGAAGUAGGGAUUCUGUUCUUUGACUACUGAAUGUUUAUGAUGGCUCAACUCUUCAGUAACACAUGGUUCUGACCACUAAAGGAAGCAAACAUUGAUACUGAAAAGCACUUUAUGAAAGUUUGUAUUUUUAAAGUAUAAGAUAGUUAAAGCACACAAUUUUCAUUAACACCAACUGCUCUAGCAAGUAUGAAGAUAAAAGUGUAAUUGCAACCAUGUACAGCGUUUCAAAGAAGUACAGUAAAUAUAAUACUGUUUGUAACUCAGGCGAUACUGGUGUGGUUUUGAUGAAGAGCCAAUCAGAUAAAGUAAAGCAUUGCAAGGAAUGUCUGCACCUUUCCUACUGCUUUCCAUCUCUCUUGAAAAUGCUUUCUGCUAGCUCGCUGCUAAUUAUUUUAGAGGUUUUCCACUGGUUUACUUACUCUCUUUUAAUGAAAAUGGAAUAGAGAACCAGGGGUCUGAGAUUGUUAUAAUUGAGAGGCAUUUUGUCUUUUAAAGCUUGAAGAUGUACAAUCAACUGGGGAAGGUUGAAAUAUUUACUUACAUAGUAAAGAUGCAGAUUUUCUUGCUUCAGGAUGCAUCACACUUAUAAGAGAUAAGAUUUAAUGAAGCAUUUGUAAAGCAAGAUUAUAUUUAGCCUAUACUUCUGCCAACUGUAAGUGCAUCAGAUUAAGUGAAUAGGUGGAUUCUGCAAAUUACUUCAAGGUUUCUGAGAUCAAAUGUCCUUUUAUAGCAGAUGUGGGUACAGUGUGGGGCUAUAGAUGGUGGCGGAGUGCAGUUGUUCCUAACACUGUUCACUGUAGCUAUUCUGGCUAGUGGUGAUGCAAGUUGCAGUCCUACAUCUAGAAAGUUAGACUUCAGACAUCACUGAUGCAUCGGAAUAGACUUGGGAAAUUAUGAACAUUUGAUAGUUAUGUUAGGAUGUAUAAAUGAAUAUCUGGCAUAUAAAAAAUAAAAAAACUGUACAGUUAUUUUCUUCAGAUACUAGAAGGUUUUAAUUCAUGUGCUCUUCUGUGCAGGGCAGAAAUAUAUAUGUUUGCAUAUUAUUGUUAAUGCUAAAUAAACCUAGGUUAAUAUCUAUUUGAGCUGACAGUGUUACAAAAACCAACAUUCUCAUACUUAAUGGAGAGUUCAUAAAUAUCACUUGUCAUUUUUUGCUAAUAAACAGCUAUUUAACAGAG
This is a messenger RNA of Pogona vitticeps (central bearded dragon), 2337 nucleotides long. RefSeq names its product myeloid leukemia factor 1 (gene MLF1). The record is from RefSeq and is a predicted model, not a curated record. Lineage: Eukaryota; Metazoa; Chordata; Lepidosauria; Squamata; Agamidae.